Molecule: messenger RNA, 2117 nt
Organism: Penicillium brasilianum
Lineage: Eukaryota; Fungi; Ascomycota; Eurotiomycetes; Eurotiales; Aspergillaceae
Source: the annotation of a GenBank genome assembly
AUGGCCCCAGUCGCUGUCAAGCUCUCUCACUGGCUCUCGGGGGUCUCUCUUCCAGGGAAGUAUGGUCUCUGUGCUGCUUUGAUCCUUUUAGCAUGCGUUUCUUAUCACAUUGGACGCGAUUGUCUGGCUUGGUCCCUAAAGCUGCAACGGGCCGUCUCCUGGAGGCGGUUUCUUCAGUCUCCGGUACCAAGCAUCCUAUACUAUCUAGAUAUCUUGUCGUAUAUCAAGUGUCUUUUACUGGUCGCCCUCUUGACAUCGAAUGUCGUCGUUCUGGUCUUCGCGGCUCAAUCUUUUACUGAAGUGCAGAGACGGGCUGGCUCAAUGGCCGUCAUCUACCUGUUCCCACUAUUUGCCAGCCCCACAUUCAGCCAGACAUCCAGCCUCUGUCGCUUGAGCCGAGAUACCCUAGCGUGGGCCCACCGCUGGGUGGGUCGAGUAUGUCUAAUUCAUUGCGUCCUCCACGGCACCAUAAUAUUGGAACUUACCCGCCAGUAUGCACCAUUAUCCGGUCCUCUUGUAGCCGCAUUUAGGGCAGCCGUCAGCUUCCUCGCGAUGCUUCCAGUUACACUUGCCGUAAUACUCCGGCGCCAUCCGCAGCUAAUGCUCAAACUUCACUAUCUGCUAGCCGUCUCUGGUGCGGCUUUCCUCGCAUACCAUCUGCGAAUCACUCGCUCAGUCUACUUCUGGGUGCUGGUCGGCGGUGUCAGCCUGUGGGCCGUGUUAUGUGUGGCUUUGUGGGCACAAACGAUGUGCGCGCUUCGCUCAUGGAGAGAUAUCCGGCUCCAGGCUGAGGCCAAAGCAUCCAAACAACUCCUCUGGGUGGAGAUCUCGGUGCCUCUACAGUGGAAUAUCCAGGCCGGUCAGCAUAUUCAGCUGUGGAUGCCGUGCUCGGGGUACCGCUCUUACUUUCACCUGCCGCUUUUCUAUGUGGCGAAUGUAGGAGAACAGCAACCGCAAAAGGGCAGAUCCACCUACCGCCGACUGCACUGUCUCGUGCGGUACCGACAUGGCCUCACCAAGAGACUAGCUGUGGAUGCGAUAAAAGCUAAUUGUAGCUUCCCAGUCUUCAUAUUCGGACCAUUUGGGCACCCGCCUUGCUUUGGAGAUUAUGGUACCGUGCUAUUCGUGGUUGAAGACAUAGGCCUGUUUCGAAUCCUUCCCUUCAUUCAACAGCUAGUCCAGGGCAGUCGCAGGAGGGAGACGGUGGUACGGAAGCUGGAAAUUCUUUGGGCGGUAGAUUGGAGCAGUAUCCUCGAGCUGGAGCUUCUUGUCGAGCCCAGAGGGGCCGACGCAUCUAUUUCGGCUAAUCACGUCCCAGAGAUCGAGCGGUCGAGAUAUAAGUUGUGGAUCUGGAAUAGCGUCCAGCGUCUUUUUGAACUCGACCGACAGCGGAAUCACGCUUUAGACUCUGGCGAUACGCAAGCCGCAAUGAGUUCAGCAAGCAGGCUGGGUAAGACCGGCGGGUUUGAUGUAAGUGUAUGUAGCUUUAGGUAAGUCGUGCUACUAACAGUUCGCAGAUUCUGCAAAUGAGAAUCUACUGUCCAGAUGCCCCCCCGGAGUCCCACACGCGAUUUCCACAAACAACGCGCAUCCAGUCUCUAUUUGAAGACUUCAUCGCAGGAAGGGAGGUCCAGGAGUAUAUUGAAAGCCAGUGCGGGAAAAUGAUAGUCGCUGUAUGUGCGGGUAAAUUGAUCCGGAGGGAGGUGGAACAUACGGCACGACCCAACAUUAGCGAAGAUCUGCGCUUAGUCAACCUGAGCCUAGAGCCAGCUGCCGAGUGGACGGGCGAUAAGAUCCUAAGCAUGCCGCAACAAAUCACCGAGGCUCACUACAGCGUAUCUUCCACCUCGCGGUCGCCAGAGGAGUCAUCUGGUAUGAACAGAGACUUCCCUUCAGUGACGAAGAACGGCGCUUCUGAUCAUAAUAAUUUUGUCAGGCAGAGAAUAGCUAAGGGAAGGAGAGUCCGAUGAGAAUCGAUGAGACAGGUCCGAGAGCUUGGCUUGCGCGUGUUUACGUGAUGAUCUUCGGUGUUAGGUGAGGUGGUGCCGAGCACAAUUAUAUAUUUACUCUGAAUGUGAAAUAUUUCCGUAGAAUGGAAAUAACUGACUCGACGCGAA